CACCACUCAGAUGGCCCUUCCUUAGGUUCUUUUCGCCCUCUAGUCUUCUGCGAGGCGGCGCCGGAGUGAGAGUCGAAGAAUCGGUGAGAUGGUGCAGAGGUUAACCUACCGCAAGAGGCAUAGCUAUGCCACCAAAUCUAAUCAGACUCGCGUCGUCAAAACCCCAGGGGGGAAGCUCGUGUAUCAGUACACGCAUAAGAGAGCCAGCGGCCCGAAAUGCCCUGUUACCGGGAAGAGGAUUCAAGGGAUUCCUCACUUGAGACCUACCCAGUACAAGAGAUCCCGACUGUCCCGAAACAGGAGGACUGUUAACCGAGCCUAUGGUGGAGUGUUAUCUGGUGGUGCAGUAAGAGAAAGGAUCAUUCGUGCUUUUUUAGUCGAAGAGCAGAAGAUCGUGAAGAAAGUUCUGAAGAUUCAGAAGGCUAAAGAAAAGCAAACAUCCAAGAGCUAAGCCAUCAUUUGAAAUGCCAUCAUUUGAAGAGUCUAAAUGCUUUACUCUCAUUUUGAAUUUUGUUUGUUUUUCACUCGAUCUAUAUCUUUAUGGCAACUUUAAAGACAAUAGUUGGUUGAAUUGUUUGUCGUUUAUCUGCAUGCUGAACAAGUGAAUUAUUAUAUUUCCUGAAAUCUAGUAGGUUUUUAUUGGA
Messenger RNA from Zingiber officinale, 644 nucleotides. RefSeq names its product 60S ribosomal protein L34. NCBI's taxonomy places the organism in Eukaryota, Viridiplantae, Streptophyta, Magnoliopsida, Zingiberales, Zingiberaceae. Bases 89 to 451 code for a protein of 120 amino acids. The transcript is spliced from 4 exons. Gene Ontology annotation, molecular function: structural constituent of ribosome. Gene Ontology annotation, cellular component: ribosome; cytosolic large ribosomal subunit. Gene Ontology annotation, biological process: translation; ribosome biogenesis. The record is from RefSeq and is a predicted model, not a curated record.